AUGAAGAUCACACUCCUCUUGUCCAUCCUUUCCGCUUCGGGCGCUCUGGCCGUCUUGGUCAAGGACGCAGGCGAGCUCGGCUUCGAGAUGCCAAAACAACGUCGAUUGCAACGGAGGUUGCAACGCACACCCAUGCGCGGGCAAUGGCGUCGUGAGUACCAGGUCGCAGAAGACGAGCACCGUCAUGGUCUGGCUCGAGACGUUGCUGAUCAUUUUGCUCUCUUGCUAUUCAGGGCGAAGACGUUUGCUGGAAUAACAAGUGCUGGUUCAAUUUGUGAAGGACUACUGCAGCUGCAUAACGAGGGCGAAUUCCCAGGCGGACAAGGCUUCUAUCUGGUCUCUGACUUUGGACACAAGUUCCUGUUCCGGGAGAGACAGGCAACGGACUCUGCGACGCGGUAA
Molecule: messenger RNA, 402 nt
Organism: Zymoseptoria tritici IPO323
Lineage: Eukaryota; Fungi; Ascomycota; Dothideomycetes; Mycosphaerellales; Mycosphaerellaceae
Exons: 7
Coding region: 1-402 (133 amino acids)
Source: RefSeq, a predicted model, not a curated record